CGAAAAUCUUGCAUUUCUGUAAAGACCUAUGUAGGAACGGUCACGUCGGAGUCUGUAAAAGUUUGUUAUAUUUGGAAAAUAUAGAAUUACGAAAUGGCGGCUGAUUCUGUGGACGAUCGGGAGAUGAGAGAAGCACAGAGAGAAUAUCUGGACUUCUUAGAUGACGAUCAAGACCAGGGGGUCUACCAGAGCAAGGUACGGGACAUGAUCAGCGAGAACAAGAACCGCCUCAUCGUGAACAUCAACGACCUGAGACGACGCAACGACGUGCGGGCUACCAGGUACACACACACACACACAUUAACGUGGUGUACCAUUUAUGCCAUGAAUGCGUAUCGUGUUGGUCUGUAGUUGAGUGAUCCACAA
This is a messenger RNA of Oncorhynchus kisutch (coho salmon), 366 nucleotides long. Its product is annotated as zygotic DNA replication licensing factor mcm3-like. The record is from RefSeq and is a predicted model, not a curated record. The transcript has 2 exons. Lineage: Eukaryota; Metazoa; Chordata; Actinopteri; Salmoniformes; Salmonidae. Bases 94 to 351 code for a protein of 85 amino acids.